AUGAUGUAUCACAACAGGAGCAUUUGUCACCCAGCCACAUUUUUCCUCAUUGGAAUCCCAGGUCUGGAAGGGGUCCAUGCCUGGAUCUCCCUGCCUUUCUGUUCUGUUUAUCUUGUGCCUUUACUGGGCAAUGCCAUAAUUCUGCUAGUCAUCAAGAUGGAGCAGACUCUCCGGGAGCCCAUGUUCUACCUUCUAGCCAUCCUUUCUACAAUUGAUUUGGCCCUUUCUACAACCUCUGUGCCCCGCAUGCUGGGUAUCUUCUGGUUUGGUGCUCAUGAGAUUAACUUUGGAGCUUGUGUGGCCCAGAUGUUUUUGAUCCAUACAUUUACUGGCAUGGAGGCUGAGGUCUUACUGGCCAUGGCCUUUGACCGUUAUGUGGCAAUCUGUGAUCCACUCCACUACGUGACCAUCUUAACAUCCCGGGUACUGCUCGGCAUCAGCAUGUGCAUUGUAGUUCGUCCAAUCCUGCUCACGCUUCCUAUGAUCUAUCUCAUCUACCGCUUACCCUUUUGUCAGGUUCGUAUAAUAGCUCAUUCCUACUGUGAGCACAUGGGCAUUGCAAAAUUGUCCCGUGGAAACAUCCGUAUCAAUGCUAUCUAUGGGCUUUUUGUCAUUUCCUUUUUUGUCCUGAACCUAGUCCUUAUUGGCAUCUCCUACAUUUACAUUCUCCGUGCUGUCUUCCGCCUCCCAUCACAGGAUGCACGGCUAAAAGCACUAAGCACAUGUGGUUCUCAUGUUGGGGUCAUCUGUGUUUUUUAUAUUCCCUCAGUCUUCUCUUUCCUUGCUCACCGAUUUGGACACAACAUACCCCGCUAUAUUCACAUUCUUGUUGCCAACCUGUAUUUGGUUAUCCCACCCUUGCUCAACCCCAUCAUUUAUGGUGUAAGGACCAAACAAAUACGAGAGCGAGUGUGCCAUGUCUUUACUAAUAAAUAA
Messenger RNA from Ceratotherium simum simum (southern white rhinoceros), 936 nucleotides. RefSeq names its product olfactory receptor 52J3. Gene Ontology annotation, molecular function: G protein-coupled receptor activity; olfactory receptor activity. Lineage: Eukaryota; Metazoa; Chordata; Mammalia; Perissodactyla; Rhinocerotidae. Gene Ontology annotation, cellular component: plasma membrane. Gene Ontology annotation, biological process: G protein-coupled receptor signaling pathway. The record is from RefSeq and is a predicted model, not a curated record.